AUGGUUAAGGCUCUCAUUCUACUGGCGGCCUAUGCCGUCGUGGGAGGUAACUGUUACUCUAACUACUUGAAUGGUAAAGAGUUACCGGCUAUUGAGUUUGGUGACUUUCAAGAUAAAUUACCAAAUGCUCGAAGCAACGGAAACAGGGCCGGAGGCUGUAUAUAUGCUCAGCGUAUGAGACCAACAAAGUAUGAGAUCGUUUCUCAAAGCUGCGUCGUCCCGCCGGAAUCUUGUGAAAAGUCCCGCUAUAGGACCUAUGAUGGAAGCUGUAACAACCUCGAAAAUCCCGGCUGGGGUAUACCGCAACAGCCUUACAAGCGGCUGCUACCGUUUAACUACGCUGAUGGUAUAAGUAAAUUCCCCGUGUCUGUAACUGGCGAAGAAUUGCCAAACGUUCGUGAAAUCAGCCAAACCGCAUUUCCGGACAAAGUUGUACAGGAUCCAAAAUGGAAUUUGAACGCUCAACAAUGGGGGCAAUUUGUCUCGCAUGACAUGUCACUUACUGCAUCGACUGAUAGCAACGCAGUAUGUUGCGAUGCUAAUGGUCAAUUGGGCCCAGAUGCGUUCACAGACCCCGUUUGUGCUCCCAUUAUCAUCCCGUCAAAUGACACGACACACGGACCGCAAGGAACGCAGUGUUUGAACUUUGUCAGGACUGUUACUACUCGUGACAGAAAUUGUACGUCAUCAGAUGCUCCUGCGCAGCCGAUAUCUGUAGUUAGUGCAUAUAUGGACUUAUCAAUGGUAUACGGUAACAGUGAAAGUCAGGCAAACGAACUCAGAUCGUUCCAAGGAGGUAGAUUGCUCACGGUUGUGAGAGAUGGUCGCGAAUGGCCACCACAGAACCCCAAUGUGGCAGAUAAUUGUGGACGAGUCGAACUAUCGGAUGAGCCUUGCUACCUAACCGGUGACAGUCGUAUGAAUCAGAAUCCACAACUGGCGAUUCUACAUAUCGUUCUUCUUCGUGAACACAAUCGCAUAGCAGACAGCCUGGCUGCCUUGAACCCCUCGUGGGAUGACGAGAAAAUCUUCCAAGAAGCGAGAAGAAUUCAUAUCGCUGAGAAUCAACAUAUUAACUAUUAUGAAUACUUGCCAGUAUUUUUAGGUAAUGACUAUUUGGUAAAGCAUAAAUUGAUAUAUCCUGAAGCUGAAGGUUAUGUUGAUGAUUACGACCCCAAAGUAGACCCUGCUGUUUCGGAUGAGCACGCAACUGCUGCUUAUAGGCAUUUCCACACACUGAUUCAAGGAUACUUACAUUUGAUAACGGAAGACAGACAAUUAGAAGCGUAUACCCGAUUGAGUGAUUGGUUCAACCGACCAAUUAUAGUGGAAGUGAGGGACUUCUUCGAUAAACUGACUUUAGGUUUAAUAUCUCAACCGCAAUCCUUGAGAGAUCAAUUCUGGGAUAGCGAAGUGACACAAUACCUGUUCCGUCGUAACCGAACAUUCGGAUCCGAUCUUCGAUCUCUUGACAUCCAACGUGGUCGUGAUCACGGAUUAGGAAACUACAUCGACACGCGUUCAGUGUGUGGUCUACCAGUGCCUACCUCCUUCCAGGACAUGACUGAUUAUAUAUCGCAACCUAAUGUUGAUAUCCUAGCCACCAUUUACAAGGAUAUAAGAGAUGUAGAGCUUUUUGUCGCUGCUUCGUUAGAGGAAAGCGCACCAAAUACAGAAGUUGGACCAACAUUCUUAUGUCUGCUUGCCGAGCAGUUCUACCGGACUAGAGUUUCUGAUAGGUACUUCUACGAAAACGGUGCUGAUCCUGAAAUAGCAUUUACACUAGAUCAACUCCGCUCAAUACGAAGUGGGUCAUCUAUGGCUCGGCUCCUGUGCGAUAACGCGGACAAAAUUCAGUUUAUGCAGCCAAGAGCCUUCGAGCUGGUAUCAGAAGGAAAUGUGCCAGUUCCAUGUGAUAGCUUACCUAAAAUAGAUUUGAGCUUAUGGCAGGAAUAA
Molecule: messenger RNA, 1956 nt
Organism: Leptosia nina
Lineage: Eukaryota; Metazoa; Arthropoda; Insecta; Lepidoptera; Pieridae
Source: the annotation of a GenBank genome assembly